Molecule: messenger RNA, 979 nt
Organism: Anastrepha obliqua
Lineage: Eukaryota; Metazoa; Arthropoda; Insecta; Diptera; Tephritidae
Product: transcription factor 15
Exons: 3
Coding region: 228-644 (138 amino acids)
Biological process (GO): regulation of transcription by RNA polymerase II; developmental process
Molecular function (GO): DNA-binding transcription factor activity, RNA polymerase II-specific; protein dimerization activity; RNA polymerase II transcription regulatory region sequence-specific DNA binding
Source: RefSeq, a predicted model, not a curated record
ACAUUGAAAAGAACAUCGUCAUGACGAACGGACGCACAUUACUAUUGUUGUUCUCUUACAGUGCUACGGUUGGUUAUAAACUGAUUGGUCAACAGUGCCAAUGAAAUUGACUAGAAGUGAAAUUUCACGAAGAAUUUUAAUUUAUGUGUGAAAUUAUUUUGGUUUGUUUUUUAAGUAAAAUAAUUGCUAAAACAACAACUAUUUACUAAAAUACUCCCAAUUAAAAUAUGGAAUUCGAAAUUUUUAACCAUUAUCCACUCACAUUGGAUAUGAUAUAUGAAGCGCAAAAAAGUACGAGUCCCACGUACUCGGAAAUAUCCAAUACCAGCGAGCCAGAAAAGCCGAGGAGGGAGGUGAAUGCACGUGAACGUAAUCGCACACAAAGGUUUGUCAAUUCGGCCUUUACAACACUACGCAGCUUAAUACCAACAGACCCGUGUGACCGUAAAUUAUCAAAGAUUGAAAUAUUGCGUUUGGCCAAGAGCUACAUAGGACAUCUGGAUGCGGUCAUAAUGACAGGCAACAGUGAGAAGCCAUGUGCGAGUUUUUCCAGCCCACAUCAAUGCGAAAAUAGGACCGCAGCAGACAAGACCAGAUCGAAUAUCUGCACAUUUUGCGCAACGCUAAGCGGAAAUAAAAAUUAGCGAUUAUUUUACUUGUAUGGCAUACGAGUAUUUCAGUAAAUGGUUAUAUUAACGGAUUAAAAAUUUUACCAAAGCAACUAUCUAUUUAAAAAAAAAAAAAACGAAUCAGUAUUUAAUAUAAGUAUUUUGGACGCAUAAAAUGAUUGUUUUGCUAAAUAUAAGUAUUUUUUAUCUAUCAAGUAUCAUGCGCUGUUCAUAAUAUUUAUACAUAUUUUGUAAGUAAAUUCGGUAAUUUUAAGAAUGUGUGCAUUUUAUUAUCGCAAUUAUUUAUUUUCUACUCCUUAAUUUUUUUCAUGAAUAAAUCUUUUAUCAAAUAAAACCCAUAUAUUAGUACA